GCCUCCCGCCAGCUGCGGGCAGCGGCCCCGAGCGCGGCCCCGGCAGCGCAGCCGGAGCAGCGGCGGAGCGGCGGCACCGGAGCGGGCCGGGCCGGGCCCGCAGCCCCCGAGCAGCAUGGCCGAGCCACCGGCAGCCGCGCCGGCCCCCGAGGGCGAGGAGGGCCCGGUGCGCUUCGCCCGCAAGGGCGCCCUGCGGCAGAAGAACGUGCACGAGGUGAAGAACCACAAGUUCACGGCGCGGUUCUUCAAGCAGCCCACCUUCUGCAGCCACUGCACCGACUUCAUCUGGGGUUUCGGCAAGCAGGGCUUCCAGUGUCAAGUUUGCUGCUUUGUGGUGCACAAGCGCUGCCAUGAGUUCGUCACCUUCUCGUGCCCCGGCGCUGACAAGGGCCCUGCCUCGGAUGAUCCCCGGAGCAAACACAAAUUUAAAAUCCACACGUACUCCAGCCCCACCUUCUGUGACCACUGCGGGUCCUUGCUGUACGGGCUCAUUCACCAGGGGAUGAAGUGUGACACCUGCAUGAUGAACGUGCACAAGCGCUGCGUGAUGAACGUGCCCAGCCUGUGCGGGACGGACCACACGGAGCGCCGGGGCCGCAUCUACAUCCGCGCCGACAUCGACAAGGACGUGCUCACCGUCGUAGUAAGAGAUGCUAAAAACCUAGUUCCUAUGGACCCUAAUGGCUUGUCAGAUCCCUACGUGAAGCUUAAACUAAUCCCCGACCCCAAAAACGAAAGCAAACAGAAGACCAAAACUAUCAAGUGCUCCCUGAAUCCUGAGUGGAAUGAGACAUUUAAAUUCCAGCUGAAGGAGGCAGACAAAGACAGGCGGUUGUCAGUGGAGAUCUGGGACUGGGAUCUGACCAGCAGGAAUGAUUUCAUGGGCUCCCUGUCCUUUGGCAUCUCCGAGCUGCAGAAGUCUGGCGUGGAUGGAUGGUUCAAGCUGCUCAGCCAGGAGGAGGGCGAGUAUUUCAACGUCCCGGUGCCUCCCGAGGGAGAGGAAGGAAAUGAGGAACUGAGGCAGAAAUUUGAGAGAGCCAAGAUUGGAACUGGCUCCAAGGCUGCGGAUGAGAAGACAAGAAAUGCCAUUUCCAAACUGGACAACAACGGCAGCCGGGACCGGAUGAAGCUGUCGGAUUUCAACUUCCUGAUGGUGCUGGGGAAAGGAAGCUUUGGGAAGGUGAUGCUGGCAGAGAGGAAGGGCACGGAUGAGCUCUAUGCUGUGAAGAUACUGAAGAAGGAUGUGGUUAUCCAGGAUGAUGAUGUGGAGUGCACCAUGGUGGAAAAGCGAGUCCUGGCUCUCUCAGGAAAGCCUCCCUUCCUGACCCAGCUCCACUCCUGCUUCCAGACCAUGGAUCGCUUGUAUUUUGUGAUGGAAUAUGUGAAUGGUGGGGACUUGAUGUACCAGAUCCAGCAGGUUGGGAGGUUCAAGGAGCCCCACGCUGUGUUCUACGCAGCAGAAAUUGCCAUCGGGCUCUUCUUCCUGCAGAGCAAAGGCAUCAUUUACAGGGACCUGAAGCUGGACAAUGUGAUGCUGGACAGCGAGGGGCACAUAAAGAUCGCUGACUUUGGCAUGUGCAAGGAGAACAUCUGGGACGGGGUGACCACCAAGACCUUCUGCGGCACUCCGGACUACAUCGCGCCCGAGAUCAUUGCUUACCAGCCCUAUGGGAAGUCCGUGGAUUGGUGGGCAUUUGGAGUCCUGCUCUAUGAGAUGCUGGCUGGCCAGGCCCCCUUUGAGGGAGAAGAUGAAGACGAGCUCUUCCAGUCCAUCAUGGAGCACAAUGUCGCCUACCCCAAGUCCAUGUCCAAGGAGGCAGUGGCCAUCUGCAAAGGGCUGAUGACCAAGCACCCUGCCAAGCGCCUGGGCUGCGGCCCCGAGGGGGAGCGGGACAUCAAGGAGCACGCCUUCUUCCGCUACAUCGACUGGGACAAGCUGGAGCGCAAGGAGAUCCAGCCCCCCUUCAAGCCAAAGGCUAAGGACAAACGCGACACUUCCAACUUCGACAAAGAGUUCACCCGGCAGCCGGUGGAGCUCACGCCCACGGACAAACUCUUCAUCAUGAACUUGGACCAGAACGAGUUUGCUGGAUUCUCCUACACCAACCCCGAGUUUGUCAUUAACGUGUAGUCGCGGCGCAGCCCCGCCCUCGCUGUCCCACGCCAGGUGGCCCUGUACAUAGGACACUAGUCUUCCGGGAUUAGCAGUGCAGACUCAUCCCCUCCCGCCAAACACGCCGGCCGCUUCUCCUCGGAGCCUCUCCAUGUCCGUGCCACUCGCUAGCUUGGUUUCCCUAGCUGGAGGUGUCCGGGGUGCCAGUUACCGGUCAGUGAUACUUCUAGGAACUAUAGUUGGUGGUGACUAAUAGAGUUUUUAAACAGAAAUAUACCAAAUUGCUACGGUCUCUGUAAUUUUUGCAGCGGGAUGCUGAGAUCCCAGUGACCCAGCUAGUCCCAAAGCGUUGCUGUGGAAUGCUAAGCAUGGUUGAUCGCUUAAAGCGUUGUGCUGAAGCUUGCGAUGAGUGUGAGCUUGUCUUAGAGGAGCCUUUUGUUCAAGACAUGGAUAUAUUUGAUCAGUGUGGAAAAAUCUGCUUCUAGACCUCUAUUUUCCAAUGCAUUGUCCAUAGGGUCGGGAUGUUCCCCGGAGCAUCCCCCACCAUCCGCCUUCCCCGCGCUCGGGCGUUGCGACUCCAGACCACUCCCAUGCCAGUUCUUGCACAUCAGAGCAAACCUUUUUCUAAGUGAAAGGUGGGGUUUUUUGUAACAUCUGGAACAGUUUGCAGUUUUGAUACGCUCUGUCAGCACUCGCAUAAAUCUUUCACAGACACUGUCGAGAUGUAACAGCUCUGUAAAGGAUAUUAAUAUUCUGCCAAAACAAAACACAUUUAUAUUCCUGGUUUACAAUUUACCAACUGAAAACAUGCCCAAGACCAAAGGGCUGCACUGAGGGCUAUUUAUAACGGAAACUUUUCUACUUUCCACCCUCUGCUAUUCUUUUCCAGACUCCAAACCCAUGGAUUUCACAGACACCUGAUUUCCCUGAUUUCCACCAAAUUCCUGGGGGUUUUAGUCAGUAAUCCAGGACUUUCUGCAUCAUUUAAAAGAAAAUUCUGAAUGAGAAGAGACAAUUCCAGCAGCUGUUUGUGAGGCAGAGCCGUGGCGUGCGGGCGGGCAGGGGAAGGCAGGAACAGGCAGGAGGGAGCAAGGACAGGAAGGAGAAGAUGGGUGGACAGGGCAGGAGCAGGCAGAGAAGGACAGAGCAGGGAGAGGAGGACAGGAGCAGGCAGGAGGGGACAGGAGCAGGCAGAGAAAGGCAGAAGGCAGAGGAGGGCAGGAGCAGACAAGGGCAGGAGCAGGGAAAGGCAGAGAAGGCAGGGAAAGGUAGGAGCAGGCAGAGAAAAGCAGGAACAGGCAGAGAAAAGCAGGAACAGGCAGAGAAAAGCAGGAGCAGGCAGAGAAAGCAGGAACAGGCAGAGAAAGCAGGAACAGGCAGGAGCAGGGAAAGGCAGAGGAGGACAGGAGCAGGCAGGAAGGGGCAGGAGCAGGCAGAGAAAGUCAGGAAUAGGCAGGAGCAGGCAGAGAAGGGCAGGAGCAGGCAGAAAAAGGCAGAAGCAGGCAGGAACAGGCAGAGAAGAGCAGGAACAGGCAGGAGCAGGCAGAGAAAGGCAGGGACAGGCAGGAGCAGGCAGGCACUGCCCGUCGCUGGCCCACCAGUGACCCUGGCUGACUGUUGUGUUCACAGGGGCUGAACAUCCCCCAGGUGAGCAUCCCCCAGUCCCUGUCACCCCGUUCCCGUCACAGCCCAGUCUGGCUGGUUUGCAGGAACCCACGUGUGUUUUCUGAGCCAGCACUGGUUCUGCUGGAUGCAGCCAUUCCUCCCGGCCCCAGGGAAAUGGGUGGGAUUUUAUCAAUCAUGAGGAAUUCUACAGAGGAAAUUCUGGUUUGUAGAUCUUUUAUAAACAUAAAUUAUUUGCUUCUUUUAAUGAUUCCUUGAGAACUAAAGGCUGCCAGCAGCUAAGGGGCUGUCCCAGUACUGGGGGCUGGAUGAGUGUCCCCCCUGUCACCCAGCCACAGCACUGUCCUGUGCCUGUGGGGGUGAGGGCUGAGCCCGUGGCCUCGGGCCCUGCCCUGGGCUGGAGGAACCCAAACCAAACCCAGAAAAACUGCAAAUUGUGCCAGAUCCAGGAGGGGGUUUCCGAAGGGCUCUGCACCAGGCGAGGCCCAGGGGUCGGGGGGUGGCAGGUGAGGGCUCCCGAGCCCGGCACAUCCCGAGGACACGGCGCCAUCCUCUGCAGAGCCAGCUGACGCCAGAGCGUGUGCGCCGCUGUCACCUUCCAACCUGUUGCUGCAGAAUUAGUGUUACUUCAGUGGUGAAUGUUUUUAAUUUCCAUCUCUUUGGCUCUGACGGCGCUCCCAGGAUGCUGCUGGAGGGUCUCCGGGGCUGAGGGGCGCCCCGGGGCCGUGGGCACGAUGCAGGAGCUGCUGCGGGGAGUCACAUCUUUUCUGUUUGGGACUUCUGUGUCUGUGUUGGGGUGACACUUGUGCAUGGAGCAGGCGCUGCUGGACGCUGAGCAAAGCGGGUGGCCUUGGAGGGGACCUGCAGGGAAGCUGGGAUAAGGCACCAGGCAGCUUUGGGAUUGAGAUCCAUGCUCCAGGGUGAGCUUGGCAAAUGCCAGGUGCUCUUCUCAGGACUCACACCUUGAGUAUUCCUGACACUGUCCACUCUGCUACUUGCCAAACUCUUAUUCCAAGACUUAUUUCCAGAUGACCUGUUUCUUCUGGGAAGGAACCUACAGUGGGAUGUGCCUGGCCCUGCACAGACCCUCAGAUCUGUGUGGACUCCGAGGAAGGGCAGAGUGACAGGGGUUGAGUCACUGUUUAUGUCAUCCGAUGAUUUAAUCUGCACUGUUGGAUGGGGAAAGCAGAGUUUAUGGAGGAUGCUCAGAGCUCAGAGUCUCAGCAGAGCCCUGGUCCCCAGCCCCCAGGUGCUCCACAGAUGUGUGGGAGAAAUCCAUACCCAGAGCAUACCUGGAGUGCUGGGGAUGCAGGGGAAGGGGAGCCUCAGUCUGGUGUCCCACCUGGAUUCAGUGGGGUCCCCUGGGGCAGAGGGGGACCCAGAGCCUGGGGGAGGGCAGAGGAGGGGCUGAGGAGGCAGGACAUGCUCAGGAUGGCACAUCCUGCCUUUGUCCCAGGCUGGAUUCCAUCCCAGGGCUACAGGUAAGUGGGUUCAGGCUCUCAGCUGGUUUCCCCUGGGACAGGGUGGAUCAGACAGUUCCCCCUGGGGCUGUGCUGAGCCCUUGGCUGCUCCAGAGCCUGCCCUGCUCCCAGUGCAGUGUUCAUGGCUGGGAGCUGCUGCUGUGCCUGUCUGCCCUGGCUGGGGCUCUGAGCAGCCUUCUCCUCAUGAGACCCAUCACCAGAGGAGCUAUCGAUCCAUUUAAUCCAUUUAAUAAAUAAAUGUGAGCUUGUGCAGUGGCCAAGCCGUGUGUCCAGAUGGAAGAUGAGUGGGCGCAGCAGUCACUGUGCUCUGGUGGCUGUGAGUCCCAGAGCUGGAGCCCCAGGGAGGAGCCAAGGGGAUUGAGGCACAGGACACGAGGAUCCCGCUGUUCCAAGGGCUGGGAUUGCACCUGGAGGGUGCAGCCUGCUCUCACUGCCGAGUGCUGUGGCUGCUCUGCCGUGGCAGGAGCAGGUGAGGCUGCCUGAGCACACGCCUCUGGCUCCAUGCAUGGAAGUGUCACCUGAGCUGUUUAUUUCUGAUCACAUUCAAAGUGGCAAUUAAAACAAGGAGGGAAAAAAAAAAGAAAAAAGAAAAAAAAAAAAAAAAAAAGGAAAUGUUUAUUGUUGAACAGUUUGUGUUUGUGAAUUUGAUUUCACCUGCAAGUAUUUGAUGACUUUUCUACAUCCUAGACUACCUGCUGUGUGUUGUCAAACAGUUCUCAUGAAGACCUCCUUUUAGAUGGGCAUAUACUCUUGAUUCAAUUUGCUGCAUGUACGAAAAAUAAAAUAUUU
Oenanthe melanoleuca is the source of this 6006-nucleotide messenger RNA. RefSeq names its product protein kinase C beta (gene PRKCB). The transcript is spliced from 17 exons. Gene Ontology annotation, biological process: protein phosphorylation. The coding region runs from base 116 to 2131 and encodes 671 amino acids. Gene Ontology annotation, molecular function: diacylglycerol-dependent serine/threonine kinase activity; zinc ion binding; ATP binding. The record is from RefSeq and is a predicted model, not a curated record. Lineage: Eukaryota; Metazoa; Chordata; Aves; Passeriformes; Muscicapidae.